AUUAAUUUUAGCUUUGUAUGAAAUCUUUUGAAGAGCUGGACCUUAGACAGCAAGAUAUGUAUCAAAUUUCCUCACACCGUUAGAAAGAGGAUUGUCAGUAAGAGUGGGUCAAAGCAUCAUGAUUCUCUGUCUUUGUUUCCAGUUAAUGCUAUGUCUGUUUAUACAUUAUUCUGUACCUCGUACUGGUGCUGUAAUUAUUCCUCUCCCAGCCGCUACCAUUUUUCCAUCAGGUUCUGUUGUUCCCAUUGUUGAUCAAUCCUUCAAUCUCAACUGUACUGGGACAGGAACCCUCCGGUGGUAUAGAGGGUUUAAUUUGGACACUCCACUUGACAGAUACACUCAGCUUAUUGACAGCAUUAACAAUACUUUAUCACUGAUGAUUACUUUGAGUGAUGAUGAAUCAGGACAGACUGAUGAGAGGAGUCAUACUUAUUUCUGUACUGCUAAUAAUUCACUUGGUGUGGCUAGGAGUCAAUCAGUACUGACACCAUUUUUCCAAGGAUUUGGUGAUAUUGACAAUACUACAGUGAUAGUAAGACUAGGAGAAGCUGUUGCAUUGCUGUGUAAUGUGACACAGAGGCCAGUACCUACCAUUGUAUGGUAUAAGAAUGACACAAUUAUAGAACCUAAUACAGUCAAUGAUACGAAUCCCAAGUACAUAUUAUUAGAUGAUGGACAGCACUUAGUUAUAUAUAAUUUGGUUAAUGAUGACAUAACUGCUACUUAUAAAUGUGGAGUUAUUAAUGUUGUUAAUCCACAAAAUUCAAGCAAUAACUACACAUUGUAUAAAGUUAAUACAAUACCUGGUGGUAUGAAUGCUUUUAUAGCAUAUCGUCGUCCAGUUACUAAUCAAUUUGUAUCUAGUCAAGAUUCUACUAUUUCAUAUUUUUACAUUGCUGCAACUAAUGGUGCUACUGAAGUUGGUGGUAGUGGUGCUAUUACUCCUACAAUGCAAGAUGGGAACUUACUUCGAAUAAGAUUUACGAAUACUUUAGCCUCAACACCUGGUCUUAAUGUGAUUCUGGAUCGAGAUAGUAUUAAUGUUGAUACCAGUGUAACUGUGGGAUAUACUGUUGUAGAACCUCUGAGUGUAGUAGAGUUUCCAUCAGUAAAGAAUGCCUCUUCAUUUCGAUAUUAUGAAUUAGAAAACAUCAACUUUACAUGUAGAGCUAAUGGAACAGAUGUAAAGCUACGAUGGUAUUUCAAUGGACUACAAUUAACUAAUAACAAUGAGACUUUGAUACUAAAUGAUCUAUCUCCAGCAAGAACUGGUGUAUAUCAAUGCUUAUGGGAAGGAUUCUUUGAUAAUGAGAGAGAAUCUGUAUCUUGGGCACUCUCUGUACAAAUUAUAGAUAUAUUAGGACCAGUUCAUAGUAUUCAAUCAUCAGUAUACAAUUGUUCUACUGUCAAUAUCACUUGGAAUAGUCAAAAUGGAGUCAUCAAUAGUCCAAAUGUUUUUUACCGCCUGAAAAUAUAUGAUGAUGUCACUGGUUCUUUAAUAGAUGCUGUAUCAGUAUAUGAUACUAAUUAUCAGUUUGUGGAUAAUGACUUAUUCACUCAUCGCUAUACUUAUGUUAUAAAUGAAGCUACUCCAAUUAAAGAGGGAAUAUCUGAUAACAAUACAUUCUCAUAUCAAAGAGUUCCUACAUCAGCUACAGUAAACACAUCAAUUGAUGUACUUUCUUAUACACAAGAUAUGAUUAUUGUCCAGUUCCAAAUCCCAAUUGUACUGGAAUGUGCUCAUGAAGUUCUUGAACAUGUUACUGUGUCUGUAAUAUGUAGUGGUACUGAUGUCUAUAGCAAUGUCACAUACUUCAUAAAGGAUAUGAAUAAUAUAAAAGGGUUGGUAUUGGUACCUCAGUAUCAACAGUGUAACAUCAGUAUUGCCUUCACUAAUGAUGUUGGUAGUAGUGAACCAUUUAUAGUACCACUUAAUACUAUUAUUAUGUAUGCUACCACUACUAAUACUGUCCCUACUACUUCAUCAUUCCCUACUGCUACACCAUCAUUCACUAUGAACAGCAAUAGUGUUACUGUUGCAAGUGCAGUGACCAUGUCAUUAUUGAGUGCUGUCAUAAUAUCACUAAUAAUAUGUCUUACUAUAUCAGUCAUUUAUAUUAUCUACAAGAAGAAAGCAUAUAAGACUCCUUCUUCACAGCAUCAUGAGAUAGCUACUGCAAGCAAUGAAGCAUAUCAGUUUCAUAGUUUAAUGACUGAUAAUAAUCCAGCUUAUGGUAGAAUAAGAGGAAGUGUAGGAGUUGUUGACAGUUCAGUUACUAAUGACAAUCUUCUUGAAGAAAGAUGAAACGUGAUGUGAAUUAUGCAUUAUAACAGUAAUUAAGUUAUGGAGAAUUUAUCAUAAAAAUCAUAA
Molecule: messenger RNA, 2371 nt
Organism: Amphimedon queenslandica
Lineage: Eukaryota; Metazoa; Porifera; Demospongiae; Haplosclerida; Niphatidae
Exons: 13
Coding region: 119-2305 (728 amino acids)
Source: RefSeq, a predicted model, not a curated record